GUCAGUCUACAGUUGGUCUCAAGCAAGCGCACGGCACUAGGCGUUUUAUAUCGCAGGUACAACUGCCAAACGCCUAGAUAUAAACAUACGUUGAUUAAAUAGACUGUAUCUUAAUAAACUAUAUAGUGUAAGAAGCAAGUUGUGUGAAAGUAUUUCCUAGUUUUAUAGUGUGCGUGUCAGUGAAACGGUCGAUAAAGUUGGUGAUCGUUCAGUGCUAUUUCUGGAUUCCUUACAUACUAUUGGAUUUGUGUUUAGAGGCUUUAACAACGAUGCCGUCAAAUAAGAAACUCAUAUCGAAAAUGCGACAGAUUUUCCAAUGGAUCCUCGUGGUUCACGUGGUAGAAUUCGUAGAGGCGUAUUGUACACCUCGUGACACAGCAAGGCGAUCUCCACAACGCAACCGUCGCUCUCGUGAACCACGAAGAUCUCCCGACACUUCCAAAUGGCGUUACGAUUCCCGCAGAGCUUACGAAUUUGAUUCCUGCCGUCGAUCGUAUGAUUACGAAUCGAGAAGAUAUUACGGACGCGAUUUAGACGGUGAUUCGGGAAGACGUCCCGAGUUCGACGGGGAGUCCGCUCGACGUCGGGCGGAUUACGAAUCCGCCAGGAGGACCGAUUUUGAUCUAUCAACUCCAGGAGUUUCGAGGCGUAGCCCCGAGAGUGCUCCUGAGGGUUCAACUGAAUCACCCCCUGAGCCAGCGCCGUCUGCUCCGUUGAGACACGAUAGACAGUCUAGACACCGAUCUCAACUUUACUACGAAUCAGAAUCAUCGACGGAUGAUCGUACUUCAUCAUCAGAAGAAGAAGAAAACGAAUUUGGUGAAUUUGAUCCAUUUGCUACGGCACCGUCUUUACAUUCACCAGAUAGCGGCCGUUCAGAUCCAAGAUACGCGAACGCACCGCGCCGUAAUCCAAGCCCAUAUUAUUACGGAGACUUAUUCAAAACAGCUCCACCAGCGCCAGCACCGUCAGCACCAACGGCGUCCACGACAUCAUCAUCUCGUGGGCCUAGAUAUAGGAAGUCAGCAAGUCUAGACGCUCCCCACGUUGCUCCUAGACCUAAUCUUCCGAAACGAUUUUCAGUAGCUGAAGAUGGCUUCCGUGAAUUAGAACGGUCGUCAUCUUCGUCUGGUGAGAGCGCGUGGAUGCCGCCGAGGCGCCGCGGGCGCGACGCGGCCGGCUGCGCGUGCGCCGCGCCCGAAGAUGUAGAGGAGCAUCGUCCUUCUCGCAGCGUCUUUUACGUGCCGGCGCCGUUGCCACGCUGGUCGCACGAGAUGACCACCCGACAGAUUUAUGAAACAGCUUUUGACUGUAAAAUUGCACGCUCAGAUGAUGACUUGGACGAUUUUGAUCGUGUCAGUAACCAUCCAGCGCUCUUGCAUGCCGAAGAGCGUAAGGUUAUUUCCUCGGCCUCCUCUGCAUUUGAAGCUGUUGAGCGUAGCGAACCUGAUUACAAAGGUCGCCGUAAGGUGACUAUGAAAACAGACAGUGUACGACGGUCGAAAAUUCCCACUAUUCGUCAAAAGAGAGAAAAUGAAGGUAACGCCUGUGUUUUAUCCGAGGAAUUAGAAAAAGUGCAUAUAGAGGAAGAAGAUAGGACAGCAUCUACUUCCCAACUUCCUUUGAGAGGUUAUACACCAUCUCCACCAUCUACAGCCCCUUUACCAGCAAAAUUUCAGAAAGAUGGAUCCGCAAUGAACAGUAUUAAAAGUGCCCCAAAUUUGCCACAAUCACAACCAGCACACCCUCGAUUGAAGGAUUUGAGAUUGCCUGUGAAGUCAUUACGAGCGCGGGAAACUCCAACUAGUAGUGAUGCUAGUAUGGUUGAUGUAAAGGGUUCAGUUUCUACAGAAUUAGAUAUUGGUCAAAGACUGAGGGAUUCAAGUCGUGAAUCUCGUGAUGGUGAUGAAGACAGACAAUCUAAAGACGGUAUUUUUUUAGAGAUUAAGGGUCGACCCACUUCCGAUUCUGACACACCUGAACUGAAUCGGUACUCGGGGCCAAAGGGGGUCGGCCCUAUAAUGGAAUUUAAGGGAAGGCCAGGAGUUACCCGUCCACGUCGUAAAUACUCAAGUACAGAAAGUAUGGCUACAAGCAGCAGUGGAGGUAGUAUGGAAUCGCUCCGAAGUAGUAACAGCGAAGGAGAUCGAAGUAGUAGUAGCUCAGAAAGUCGCCAUUCCUCUUCACUUAGUUCCCACAGUUCCGACUCGGGAAACGUCCCAUUCACAAAGUCACACCACAUGCAACUCUCGGGGUUUGGACACCACACAGCUAAACUACAUAUUCUAAGUCCUAUAUCGGAUAAAUCUUCUCAAGAACCUGCCUCAGAAACAUCAGAUAACAACAAAAACAAUAAUUCUCAGAAGGUUUCACCGGAAGACGGCGAAACCGGAAACAAUACAAUACAAACUACUGUUGAAAUUGUUGCCAAACCAAAACGUCGAGCACUGCAAAAUAGGAAUUUAUUAAAUCUCACGUUUAGACAUUCAACGACAGGCGAUGCAGAAAUUCAAGGGUCUGAUAGUGGAAUUUCAAUACACUCAAGAGAAGGAGUUGAUUCAAGAAAUGCAUUUAUAAAUUUUAAGAAUAGCAAUACAGAGGUAGAACGUAAAGAUGAUGAUGACUUAGAUUUAUCAGAUCUACCAUUUGACAUGCCGAAGUUGAGAAGACGUCGUGCUGAAGCUGAAGCCGACUUAAGAUCCUUGCCAUUCGAUAUGCCGAAACUUCGCCGAAAAUUACGAGGACAGUCGCUUCAACUGAAUAAUGAUUUCGAUGGAGCAAUUUCCAAUGCAUCAUCCAGUCAGAGUUUUCAGGAUUUAAAUCAAGGUAACAAGCAUCGUCCAAAGUUAACAUUGAACUUCGACGGCAAUGGCGGUGGUUCUGGCAGCUCUAAAGGAUUGCAUUUGAAUUUGGGACCCAUUGCUCCGCCGCGAGAUUUGGUUGAUGCUUCUCUUCCACUUGACCGACAAGGGUGGUAUCAUGGUACGUUAACGCGUGUGGAGGCUGAAAGUUUGCUGAGAGAUGCCGACGAAGGCGCUUUUUUGGUACGCAACAGUGAAUCUGCGAAACAUGACUACUCAUUGAGCUUAAAGUCGACCCGUGGGUUUAUGCACAUGCGAAUUUGCCGUGGUACUGAAGGCUACACAUUAGGUGGCGCUGCCACAGCAUUUCCCACUGUCCCCGCUCUUAUGAAACAUUAUGUCACGGCACAAAGACUUCCAGUAAGGGGAGCCGAACAUAUGGCACUGUCUACUCCAUUACCCGCUGUGUUACUUUGAACGCAAAAUGUAACAUUUCGGACUAUCACAAGACAGAUGUUAACGCUAAUAAAUAUUGGUUUAUUUAUUAGCAAGUUGCUGAAUCAGCAGCUGGAUUCAAGCUGAAGGAGGCAUUAUGAAUUGCGCCUUUCUCUUUUUGAUUUGCAACAGAAAAAUCUGUUAUUUGUAUAGCUUUAGAAGACCCAGAGAAUGAUACCAAAGAGUUAGGAGAACUUAGCGAUAAGUUUGUUAUGUGAAUAUGGGCUUUUGUACAUUUAAAAUAAGAACGCACAGAAUUUGUGCAUCGUGCAACACCAUGCUAGUCCCAUCACCGCAGAAACCUGUAAAAAGUAACAUUAAAUAUAUAUUAUUUAUUCGCAUAUAAUCUUUGAUAUUUAUUUCAUGUAGUAAACUAUGUAUUUUGUAAGGUAAUUUGUGUUUAGUACUUACGCUUGGUAUUACUCAUCAAUUAUUUAUCGAGACUUCAUUACGAUACAAUUUAAUUAGUGUUUACUGAACUGUAUUCUGUGUCGAUUGACGCAAGCGAUAAUAUUUUAUAACAAUAAAGAUAAUAAUUCUUCAUUAUAUACAAUCUUCAUGAUAUUCAAUAGUGUUCGAGUACUUUUUAUGAUUCAUUUUAAAUUAAAACGUGUACUUAUUAAAUAUAUGAAUGCUUAUAAUUCCUUUAUAUUUAUGGCCUAACUUACGCUCACAAUACUGGCUUUUAAUAUGUAUUAAUUGUUUG
Molecule: messenger RNA, 4002 nt
Organism: Diatraea saccharalis (sugarcane borer)
Lineage: Eukaryota; Metazoa; Arthropoda; Insecta; Lepidoptera; Crambidae
Source: the annotation of a GenBank genome assembly